AGACCAACGAUCUAAUUUUCUUCCCGGUACAUGAUUUUUGGCAGAAACACACAAAUGUUGGCAUGAGGGAUGUCGGGACGGCUGUAGUCCAGCAGCCCAUCCGCAGCAGGUUUAUCACCAUCAGCGGCCCAGCCGAGCUCAGCCCAGGCAAGACUCGGAAACCUCCGCGGUCGGAGCUCCCACAUCCCGCCCACACACCCGCUGCCGGCUGCACGACCCGGCGGCUCGAAGGGCAGCCUGCCCCUCCCGCAGCCCGCGGCCAGCCCGGCCCUCUCCCGGCCGAGGCGGUGAGCCGCGCCGCCAUGGCGGGCUGCAGCACGGCGGGGCUGCUGUGGAGGCUCUGCAACUUGCUGAUGGCCGCCUUCUUCGGGCUGGCGGCCGCCGUGCAGGUGAACGACCCCGACGCCGGGCUGUGGGUGGUUGUCUACUUGGUUCCAGCUGCCCUUACACUGCUUGUUGUCCUUAACCCUUUGGUAACAGAAAACUUUUUUUGGAGGAGGCUCUGUGACCUUCAUUCUGCUGGCUGUACUAUCGGGACCAUUUCCUUGGCUUACUCUUUGUUUGCAUAUACUCAAGGAAACAUUUUGCACGAAGAGGAGGGCAGAGAGUUGUUUGGUCUGGUGAUUAUUACAGUAUGGAUGAGUCUUUGUCGCAGUUCAGCAAAGAAUCCGCUGGGUGGAAUUCAUUUAACUACUGCAAUCUUGGUCGCCCUCUUCCCCUUUGUUUUGUGGCUGUACAUUUAUAUGAACAAAGAGAUGCGAGAAUCUUGGCCAGAACACUGCAAAACUGUGAUUUGACCUGGUGGAGAUGGCACAUAAAGAAGUAUUAUGACCUCAUUUUACACUGCUUUUUUUUUUUUUUUUUUUUCUUAAUGAAAGGUUAGUAUCGGUUUGAUAGGACAGGAAUGUCUGGCUGCUUCCCACAGUGUAGCUUGAGGUUUCCAGAAAAAAACUGAAGAGCGUUGUCAAAUCCCAGGGGAGAAUUUUUCUAUGGACACUGUUCAUCCUGCUGCUUUGGAUGUUUUCAAAGCACUGUUGACCUUCAGUGUGUUCUUAGAUUGAUUAUUCAAAAUAUCUGGGCAUCCCCAGUUCAGUCUCUCCUUCCACCUUGUAUCUGGGAAAGCUACUGUGCUGGAACAUUAAGGGAAAAGGAGAUCAAACAUUUUGUUUCAAUAAAUGACUCAUUAUGGAUAUAAAACUUGAAAGAUGUCUGCCAAGAUAAUCCAUUGAGAUUUGCUGAAAGAUUAACCACUCAGUGUUUCUGUUCCUAUGCUAAAAUCAUAAGUGGAAUAUAUUUAAUUUUUUGCUAUUAUCUUUAAUUGACAGUUACAGUUUUGAGUAGUAAAUACAAUUUUUCUAAAGAAAA
Messenger RNA from Coturnix japonica (Japanese quail), 1365 nucleotides. It is a transcript of the gene TMEM220, whose product is annotated as transmembrane protein 220. The record is from RefSeq and is a predicted model, not a curated record. NCBI's taxonomy places the organism in Eukaryota, Metazoa, Chordata, Aves, Galliformes, Phasianidae.